GAGGGGGCUUCAGUAUUACAGCAGCACUGGGACCUGCUCAGCUCCUGAAUCACAUUUGAUUCAGCCGGUCAGAGGAUGGAGGCGAGGUGAAAACAGAUCUCAUUGGCUCCCGCUGCUCCAUUUAAAGGAAUCCAACUGAUUUGUCGUUUAAGAUCCUUCAGCAUCUCAUAAGAGGAACUUUAAACGUUGGCUAUUUUCUGAAAGGAACCAUAAAUCUUCGAAGAUCCGAUUGGAGCGUGGAGCAACGUCUUUGAGUCACUUUUAUAUACGUGAGAGAAUCUCUUCAGUGAUCGACGAACGAUUUCAGAGCAGCAGAAAUGCCUCACUGACACAGCCUGUUAUAAUAAAGAGGGCGAUUUUCACACGAGGGAUCUCCAUAAGAUCUUUAAAGGGGUACUUAGGGACUUUAUUCCAGAUCCAAAGGAUGGAGACAUGAAUGAUUAACACUUUUAUUGACCAGCUGAUCUCAAAUUCCUCAAGUCAUGGAACGAUGAGGAGCCUUUUUAUUAGUAGGCUACUAUUUUUUCCCACGAUAUGGAGAGUUCGCCAUGCGCUCCUUUGGGAACCACUGCUGUAGGUAACUUUUAUACUAUGGAUUCAGGCGGGCUUUCAACAAGUUUUAGGGCUCGUUUAUCUUCUGGAACGUGAUUCGAAUUCAUUCUGUGAUUUGUUUGAGGUUAUUGAGCAAAAGGCUGCAGGAUUUCUAAAGACUUUGAAGAGGUUUUUAAUCAUACAUUUAUCGCACGAUCCGGAGCAGAUCCCUUUGGCUCUUAUGGGAAUUAAACACUCCUCCCGCUGUUUGCUCCUCAGGAGAAAAAUGGCGGAUACGGAGAGCACUGAGCAACAGCCCCUGAGUGCUGCCCCAUCCCAGUCGGUCCAGCCUUCUCCUCUGCCCAAACCAGUGUCAUCGGUCCAUCAUGCCCAGCGGCCCACGCACCCAUCCCACGCGCCUCACACCCCUCACUCAGCCAGCUUACCCAACUGCCCUGGCAGAGGAAAGAUGGCCAAGUUCCUCAACCCAGAGGAGAUGACCUCCAGGGAUUACUAUUUUGACUCGUAUGCCCACUUCGGCAUUCAUGAGGAAAUGCUAAAGGAUGAAGUGAGGACGUUGACAUACAGGAACUCCAUGUACCAUAACAAGCACAUCUUCAAGGACAAGAUCGUGCUGGACGUGGGGAGUGGUACUGGCAUCCUAUCCAUGUUUGCUGCCAAGGCCGGAGCCAAGCACGUGUAUGGGAUUGAAUGCUCAAGUAUAUCAGAAUACUCUGAGAAAAUCAUCAAGGCCAAUCAUCUGGACAGUGUUAUAACCAUCUUUAAAGGGAAAGUGGAAGAGACGGAGCUGCCGGUAGAUCAGGUGGACAUUAUCAUCUCGGAGUGGAUGGGCUACUGCCUUUUUUAUGAGUCCAUGCUGAACACAGUCAUCUACGCCAGAGAUAAGUGGCUGAAACCAGGAGGUUUGAUGUUCCCAGACAGGGCUGCUCUCUAUGUGGUGGCCAUUGAAGACAGGCAGUACAAGGACUUUAAGAUUCACUGGUGGGAGAACGUUUAUGGUUUUGACAUGACCUGCAUCAGGAAUGUAGCUAUGAAAGAACCACUGGUGGACAUCGUGGACUCAAAGCAAGUGGUAUCCAACGCCUGCCUGAUCAAGGAAGUGGACAUCUACACGGUGAAGCCAGAGGAACUGUCCUUCACCUCCUCCUUCUGUCUGCAGAUCCAGAGGAAUGAUUAUGUCCAUGCUUUGGUCACCUACUUCAAUAUCGAAUUUACCAAGUGUCAUAAAAAGACUGGCUUCUCCACAGCACCAGAUUCCCCGUACACACACUGGAAGCAGACAGUGUUUUAUCUGGAGGAGUAUUUGACUGUGAAAAGAGGAGAGGAGAUAGUGGGCACUGUCAGCAUGAAGCCAAACGAGAAGAACGUGCGUGAUCUGGACUUUACCUUUGAGCUGGAUUUUAAAGGUCAGCUAUGUGAGGCCGCUAUCGCUCACGACUAUAAGAUGCGCUAAGUGUCCAGCAGAGGCGAGAGACGGUUCUUGACAGCACUCAGAGAAGCAGAGGCAGGAGCCGCUCCAGAUCAUAGCUACAGCGACACAGAGAGAAAGACCAGGACAGAAGUUAUCUCUGGGAGUCUUGCCAGUGUUUUUUGGAGCGGGGUGGCACUUUCUAGCAAUAGCGUCCUUGCCUUUGCCAACUAUAGCCUGCACUAGUACGCCAUCUCUCCGACUGUUCAGGGGCCAACUAUGACUACACCCCACAGCAAACAAAAGAAUGUCCUGGGCUUAUGAAUGUUAAGUGUUAGUUUAUGGUUGCUUUGCUUUUUAUAUUAAGAGUGUGAGUUCAUGUUGAAGGUGUGCUUCCCAGUCCCAGACACUGAGAACUUUAACAUAUUGUAUUAAGAGUAUUACUCCACUUAUAUGCCUGUAGUAAUAAUUCAUUUAAACUAAUUUUAACAACUACAAUGCAGUAGGAUAAGUCAUCUUGUAGAUUUAGGAUCAGGUUUUGACAAAAUCCAGGUCAUUCUCAGGAAACGAGGCCAUUUUUGUUAGAAGAUUUCAGGUUUUUCCUAAAUAUCACUGGCCAGUACAAAAGUCAGCAUUUCUUUUUUGCUUUGUGCUUAGAACUUUUUUUUCUUUCUGUAAAGCAUUAAUCACUAUAAUUUUUUUUUCCACCUGGUUUGCAAAAACAACUAUUGAGCUUUACGAAGCCAAUAUACAUAAAAAAAAAAAACAAUAUACCAUAAAAAUAUUGAUAAAGACUGUAAGAGAAACCACAUGGUGAAAAUGUUUUAUUAUGUUAAAAUAUAUUGUCAAAAUUAUCAAUUUUGUUUAAAUCAAAGACUAUAGAAUAACACGCAACACGUGUCACUCGUAUUGUGUUUUUGAAUAGGAAAAAGUGCAACGCACAAUAUGGCUGAAUAAGUCCUGCCUUCUAAAUAAGAGCCAAUCGCUGAUUGGUAAAGUCAACGCAUCACUGCAGCGGCCUUUAGAAGCUCCGGUUCCUAUAGAAACAGUCAGACGCGCGCCUCCGAAAUGAGGCACAAGCGACGCGCAUUUGGGACUGCGCAUUGGCUUGAUCCAGCCUGAAUAAUACCGUUUUUUGUCACGAUUCGAGCGUUUAGAAACAAAAUUUAUGAGACAGUUGUUCAUUGGUGAUUUCAAAUAUGAAAUUUAAUCGAAAACUUGGCAAACAGCUACACUUGAAGGCGUUUCAAAGAUGGCCGCCGAAUGAAAUUAUUGUCUUAUCUGCAUUUUUUAAAAUUAAGCAUUUUAUACAUAGACCAUGACAUUUUCAUUUCAAUAAAAACAAAAUUUAGUUAUUUGUUUGUGAUUCUUUAUAUUAUAUUGUGAUGGAUAUGCAAAUUAGUAUAAAUCUGCAUGACAAUUGCAUGUUGCAAAGAAAACUAUACAUUUCAAAAUGUGUUUUAUUUUAAAAGUUCUGUGCAUUAUACAUCAAAGUUUUUUAUAGUAUAAAAUUGUUAGGUUCUAUAUCAUAUUAAUUAUAUGUAGUGCUUCAUGUGGACACCAUUUCCUGAGAAUGACCCAUCCAUAACAAAAUUAAGUUUUGCGGCAUCAAUGACACUUUAUACCUAAAAGAUCAUAGGAAAAUGAAUCAGAAGCUAAUAAUGGAAUUUCCAAGUCGAAAGUGUGAUUGCAAUACAGCGACGUGAUGAAAUUGUGAAUUUGUUUUUUUAAGUAACUUUGUGAGAUUGCAAUAUGUAGUGUUAGUGUUAUUUAUGAUCUUAGAUGUGUGAUAAUUACAUUUCCACUUGCAUCUGCUAACUGAGCACAGAGUUGAAAAUAGAGAAAGAGAAACAGCACAUAAUACAUAUCAAAACAUAGAUGCCAUGUGGAAUGUUGGCUCUGUCUGCGGUGAGAUCUUGAUGAGCUGAACUCAGAUGGCAUGCUGCUCUUCACCUGUGCUCUUAUUAGAGUCUUUGCCAAGGCGAUGACUGGGAUACGUCCCGUCCCGGUACAUUUGUGACCCCCGUGUCACAGCUGAUUGUACUGUUCAAGCCCUCACCAAAGACAUUCAAUUCACUAGCAAAGCACAUUGUCCUUUAUUAUGUGUUAAAUUUAUUGUUCAUAAUUAGUCCCCCUCCUAUAAGUAUUCAUCUAGUUCAACUAGGGUCUGAUGGGUCUUGGUGGAAUAUUGUGCAAUAUUGGGAAUGUGAAAAAUAUAAACUGUAUUCUCUGUGCAGAAGAAUGUUUUCCUCAUCCAAUAUUGUAUUUCCAGAACUAAUUGAGUGUUUGUUAUUGAAAUUUGAGGUUUACAUGUUAAAAAUGUUUUAAAAUGAUAAUUCUGCCAUGAUUUGAGCAUCUAUCGAGAUAAUAGUAAGUAACAUAGCUUAAAACUAAUAAAAUGAAAGCUAAUUAAAAUGUUUAGGUGUACAAAAGCAUGCCUUAUUGAAAGCGUCUUUGACUGUUUAUAAAACUUGACAUACUGCUGUUAUGAAAGUUAAAUAUGUAAGUGACAUAAAAAGACUGAACAUUUGUUGAUGUAAAAUGUUGGAUCCCAUAGCAAAAAACAAUAAAAGCCAUUUGUCCAUUAA
This is a messenger RNA of Megalobrama amblycephala (Wuchang bream), 4548 nucleotides long. RefSeq names its product protein arginine N-methyltransferase 8-B (gene prmt8a). Gene Ontology annotation, molecular function: protein-arginine N-methyltransferase activity. Bases 773 to 2005 code for a protein of 410 amino acids. Gene Ontology annotation, biological process: peptidyl-arginine methylation. Gene Ontology annotation, cellular component: plasma membrane. The transcript has 10 exons. The record is from RefSeq and is a predicted model, not a curated record. NCBI's taxonomy places the organism in Eukaryota, Metazoa, Chordata, Actinopteri, Cypriniformes, Xenocyprididae.